Messenger RNA from Microtus oregoni (creeping vole), 6272 nucleotides. RefSeq names its product CDC42 binding protein kinase beta (gene Cdc42bpb). Bases 1 to 5193 code for a protein of 1730 amino acids. Lineage: Eukaryota; Metazoa; Chordata; Mammalia; Rodentia; Cricetidae. The transcript has 38 exons. Gene Ontology annotation, molecular function: protein serine/threonine kinase activity; ATP binding. Gene Ontology annotation, cellular component: actomyosin; cytoplasm; cytoskeleton. The record is from RefSeq and is a predicted model, not a curated record. Gene Ontology annotation, biological process: peptidyl-threonine phosphorylation; actomyosin structure organization.
AUGUCGGCCAAGGUGCGGCUCAAGAAGCUGGAGCAGCUGCUCCUGGACGGGCCGUGGCGCAAUGAGAGCGCCCUGAGCGUGGAGACGCUGCUGGACGUGCUGGUGUGCCUCUACACCGAGUGCAGCCACUCGGCGCUGCGCCGCGACAAGUAUGUGGCGGAGUUCCUCGAGUGGGCUAAACCAUUCACACAGCUUGUGAAGGACAUGCAGCUUCAUCGGGAAGAUUUUGAGAUCAUCAAAGUGAUCGGAAGAGGGGCUUUUGGUGAGGUUGCUGUUGUCAAAAUGAAGAGCACUGAACGAAUUUAUGCGAUGAAAAUUCUCAACAAAUGGGAGAUGCUAAAGCGGGCAGAGACUGCGUGUUUCCGAGAAGAACGCGACGUGCUGGUGAACGGCGACUGCCAGUGGAUCACUGCGCUGCACUAUGCCUUUCAGGAUGAGAACUACCUGUACUUGGUUAUGGAUUACUAUGUGGGCGGUGAUUUGUUGACCCUGCUGAGUAAAUUUGAAGACAAGCUUCCAGAAGACAUGGCAAGGUUCUACAUUGGUGAAAUGGUGUUGGCCAUUGAUUCGAUCCAUCAGCUUCACUACGUGCACAGAGACAUUAAGCCUGACAAUGUCCUUUUGGAUGUGAAUGGUCAUAUCCGGCUGGCUGACUUUGGAUCGUGUUUGAAGAUGAAUGAUGAUGGAACUGUUCAGUCUUCAGUGGCUGUGGGUACACCUGACUACAUCUCACCAGAGAUCCUGCAGGCCAUGGAGGAUGGCAUGGGCAAAUAUGGACCUGAGUGUGACUGGUGGUCGCUGGGCGUCUGCAUGUAUGAGAUGCUGUAUGGAGAAACGCCAUUUUAUGCAGAGUCACUGGUGGAAACCUAUGGCAAGAUCAUGAACCAUGAGGAGCGAUUUCAGUUCCCAUCCCAUGUCACUGAUGUCUCUGAAGAAGCAAAGGAUCUUAUUCAGAGACUGAUAUGCAGCAGAGAACGCCGGCUUGGGCAGAAUGGAAUAGAGGACUUUAAAAAACAUGCAUUCUUCGAAGGCCUGAAUUGGGAAAAUAUACGAAACCUAGAAGCUCCAUACAUCCCUGAUGUGAGCAGUCCUUCUGACACGUCCAACUUCGACGUGGAUGAUGACAUGCUGAGAAACACUGAAAUAUUACCUCCCGGCUCUCACACCGGCUUCUCUGGGUUGCAUUUGCCAUUCAUCGGCUUCACAUUCACAACAGAAAGCUGUUUUUCUGACCGAGGCUCUCUGAAGAGCAUGAUGCAGUCCAACACAUUAACCAAAGAUGAAGAUGUGCAACGUGAUCUGGAGAAUAGCCUGCAGGUGGAGGCUUAUGAGCGAAGGAUACGAAGACUGGAACAAGAGAAACUAGAGCUGAGCCGGAAGCUGCAGGAAUCCACCCAGACUGUGCAGUCCCUUCACGGUUCCACGCGGGCCCUGGGCAACUCCAACCGGGACAAAGAAAUCAAGAGGCUAAAUGAAGAAAUUGAGCGUUUGAAAAAUAAAAUGGCAGAUUCAAACAGGCUUGAGCGACAGCUUGAGGACACAGUGACACUGCGCCAGGAGCAUGAGGACUCCACACACCGGCUGAAAGGCCUGGAGAAGCAGUACCGCCUGGUGCGGCAGGAGAAGGAAGAAUUGCACAAGCAAUUGGUUGAAGCUUCAGAGCGAUUGAAAUCCCAGACCAAAGAACUCAAAGAUGCCCAUCAGCAGCGAAAGCGGGCCCUGCAGGAGUUUUCAGAGCUCAAUGAGCGCAUGGCCGAGCUCAGGUCCCAGAAGCAGAAGGUGUCCCGCCAACUCCGUGACAAAGAGGAGGAGAUGGAGGUGGCCAUGCAGAAGAUUGACUCCAUGCGGCAGGAUAUCCGCAAAUCUGAGAAGUUUAGGAAGGAGCUGGAAGCUCAACUUGAGGAUGCAACUGCCGAAGCCUCCAAAGAACGAAAGCUGCGCGAGCACAGCGAGAGCUUCUGCAAGCAGAUGGAGAGCGAGCUGGAGGCCCUCAAGGUGAAGCAAGGAGGCCGGGGGCCAGGUGCCACAUUAGAACACCAGCAGGAAAUCUCCAAAAUCAAGUCAGAGCUUGAGAAGAAAGUCCUGUUCUAUGAAGAGGAGUUGGUCCGCCGAGAGGCCUCCCAUGUGCUAGAAGUAAAGAAUGUGAAAAAGGAGGUGCAUGAUUCAGAAAGCCACCAGCUGGCCCUGCAGAAGGAAAUCCUGAUGCUGAAGGAUAAACUAGAGAAGUCGAAGCGAGAACGGCAUAAUGAGAUGGAGGAGGCAGUAGGCACAGUAAAAGAUAAGUACGAACGCGAAAGAGCCAUGCUGUUGGAUGAAAACAAGAAGCUGACAGCUGAAAAUGAGAAGCUUUGUUCCUUUGUGGAUAAACUCACAGCCCAAAAUAGACAGCUGGAAGACGAGCUGCAGGAUCUGGCAUCUAAGAAGGAGUCCGUUGCGCAUUGGGAAGCCCAGAUCGCAGAGAUCAUUCAGUGGGUCAGCGAUGAGAAAGAUGCUAGGGGCUACCUCCAAGCCCUCGCUUCUAAGAUGACCGAAGAGCUUGAGGCUUUGAGAAGCUCUAGUUUGGGAUCAAGAACUCUGGAUCCACUCUGGAAAGUUCGCCGAAGUCAGAAGCUGGACAUGUCUGCACGGCUGGAACUGCAGUCUGCUCUUGAGGCAGAGAUCCGCGCCAAGCAGCUGGUUCAAGAGGAGCUGAGGAAGGUCAAAGACACAAGCCUCUCCUUUGAAAGUAAACUAAAGGAAUCUGAAGCCAAAAACAGGGAGUUAUUAGAAGAAAUGCAGAUUCUGAAGAAAAAGAUGGAAGAAAAAUUUAGAGCGGAUACAGGGCUCAAACUUCCAGAUUUCCAGGACUCUAUCUUUGAGUAUUUCAACACUGCUCCUCUCGCACACGACCUCACGUUCAGAGACUCGCUCUCCUCCUCGUCUGCAUCUUCUCUGCUAGCCUUGUGGGAGGACACUAGCUCAGCCAGUGAUCAAGAAGCACAGGCUUCGAAGCCAGACUUGUCCCCUUCAGUGUCUGUGGCCACAAGUACAGAGCAGCAGGAGGAUAUGCCUCGGCCCCAGCAGAGGCCGUCUGCUGUUCCACUGCCCAGCACACAGGCCCUUGCCAUGGCUGGACCCAAGCCCAAAGCACACCAGUUCAGCAUCAAGUCCUUUCCCAGCCCCACCCAGUGCAGCCACUGCACAUCCUUGAUGGUUGGUCUGAUCCGACAGGGCUAUGCCUGUGAAGUGUGUGCGUUUUCCUGCCAUGUGUCCUGCAAAGACAGCGCUCCCCAGGUGUGCCCCAUUCCUCCCGAGCAGUCCAAGAGGCCUCUGGGCGUGGAUGUGCAGAGGGGCAUAGGCACAGCCUACAAGGGUUAUGUCAAGGUCCCAAAGCCCACAGGAGUGAAGAAGGGAUGGCAGCGGGCAUAUGCAGUGGUUUGCGACUGCAAGCUCUUUCUGUACGACCUGCCAGAAGGAAAGUCCACCCAGCCUGGUGUCAUCGCUAGUCAAGUCUUGGACCUCAGAGAUGACGAGUUUUCCGUGAGCUCAGUCCUGGCCUCAGAUGUCAUCCAUGCAACACGCCGAGACAUUCCAUGUAUAUUCAGGGUGACGGCCUCUCUCUUAGGUUCACCUUCUAAGGCCAGCUCACUGCUCAUCCUGACGGAAAACGAGAAUGAGAAGAGGAAGUGGGUUGGGAUCCUUGAAGGACUGCAGGCCAUCCUCCAUAAGAACCGGCUGAGGAGCCAGGUGGUGCACGUCGCUCAGGAGGCCUAUGACAGCAGUCUGCCGCUCAUCAAGGCUGUUCUCGCUGCCGCUAUCGUGGAUGGAGACAGGAUUGCAGUCGGCCUGGAAGAGGGGCUCUACGUCAUUGAGCUCACCCGAGAUGUGAUUGUCCGCGCUGCUGACUGCAAGAAAGUGUACCAGAUCGAACUGGCGCCCAAGGAGAAGAUCAUCAUCCUCCUCUGUGGCCGAAACCACCACGUGCACCUCUACCCCUGGUCCUCCUUUGAUGGAGCAGAAGCAAGCAACUUUGAUAUCAAGCUUCCCGAAACGAAAGGCUGCCAACUCAUAGCAACAGGGACACUGAGGAAGAGUUCGUCCACCUGCCUGUUUGUAGCCGUGAAGCGACUGAUCCUUUGCUAUGAGAUUCAGAGAACUAAACCUUUCCACAGGAAGUUCAAUGAACUGGUGGCACCAGGACACGUGCAGUGGAUGGCCGUGUUCAAGGACAGGCUCUGUGUUGGCUACCCUUCUGGGUUCUCUCUGUUGAGCAUCCAGGGGGACGGGCAGCCUCUAGACCUGGUAAAUCCCACUGAUCCCUCGCUUGCGUUCCUCUCACAGCAGUCUUUCGAUGCCCUUUGUGCUGUGGAGCUCAAAAGUGAGGAAUACCUGCUUUGCUUCAGCCACAUGGGACUGUACGUGGACCCUCAAGGCCGGAGGUCACGCAUGCAGGAGCUCAUGUGGCCUGCGGCUCCUGUCGCCUGUAGUUGCAGCCCCUCCCAUGUCACGGUGUACAGCGAGUACGGGGUAGACGUCUUUGACGUGCGCACCAUGGAGUGGGUGCAGACCAUCGGCCUGCGGAGGAUACGACCUUUGAACUCUGAUGGUACCCUCAACCUGCUGGGCUGUGAGCCCCCACGCCUCAUCUACUUCAAGAACAAGUUCUCAGGAGCUGUCCUCAAUGUGCCCGAUACCUCGGACAACAGCAAGAAGCAGAUGCUGCGGACUCGGAGCAAACGGCGUUUUGUCUUCAAAGUUCCGGAAGAAGAGCGGCUGCAGCAGCGGCGAGAGAUGCUCAGAGACCCAGAAUUGAGAUCCAAAAUGAUAUCCAACCCGACCAACUUCAACCACGUGGCUCAUAUGGGCCCCGGGGAUGGGAUGCAGGUGCUCAUGGACCUGCCUCUGAGUGCCGCACCCCCUGCCCAGGAGGAGAAGCAGGGCCCUGCCCCUUCGGGUCCCCCUCGGCAGCCCCCGUCCAGGAGCAAACCCUACAUCUCAUGGCCCUCAUCAGGUGGGUCUGAGCCUGGAGUGAGCGUGCCUCUGAGGAGCAUGUCCGAUCCCGACCAGGACUUUGACAGAGAGCCUGACUCCGAUUCCACCAAACACUCAACUCCAUCCAAUAGCUCCAACCCUAGCGGCCCUCCAAGCCCCAACUCGCCCCAUCGGAACCAGCUCCCUAUGGAAGGCCUGGAACAGCCAGCCUGUGAUGCCUGAGGCGGCCAGCAUAGCAGUGCAGGGCCUGGGAGCCCAGAUGGCCCCAAUGUCAGUGCCAAGACUGAGCUGACCCUCCAGUGUUGUCCAAGGAGAUGUAGAAUCAGUUUGUAGAUAGAUAAAAUAAUCUUUAUUAUAAUGACCAGUUUUGUGCCACGUUGUUAGUGGCAAUCGACCAGAUGUGUUUGUCUGCACAGCCGUAAGGCAACACUGUUCCGUUUGCACAUGAAGGACCACCCUGACCCAUGGGCUUCCUCGGCAGAUGCUGGGGGUGUGGCCUCAAGCCCUUCCCUUUUUCCUGAAACUGUCUCAAGGACCUUAGAAGACUCAAGUCGUGCGUGCGUCACCCCAGUGUCAAGGAGGCAGAGGCUAGUUUGUGGCACUUUUGUUCACUUAGCCCUACAGUUGCCGCUGUCCUGCUGACUGCCUGUGUCCCUGUUAGUCCAUGCCGGGCCACAGCCACAAGAUGCCCCCGCUGCAUCUGCAGUCUGCCGCAGGCUAGCACUGGGGCUGGCAAGCCCAUGGCCUGCUGAGCUCAGAGGCGGCUGGAGCCUGGGAAGCCAUGCCCCAGGCCCUGGGACAUCCCCUCCCUCUCCCCUCACCCUGCAUGGAGCCUCUGUGCUUAAUAGCCCAGUCAGUCACAUAGAAUCACCCGACACUCCUGCACAUCGGCCCAUACCGCAGGCCCGCGAGCACCACCUGUAUUUAACCUCAUCCUCCCUGUGACCUGUGUUGAGUGGUCAGGUCUGCGGCCCAGCCCACGAAGGCUGUGUUGACUGUGGCAGCAGGCAUGUCUUGUCCUCUUGUUGGACAGGCUUCCCUUGCCUGUUGGUAUGCUUGGUGACACUAUUCAGGAUGUGCACUUGGCCGAGUCGGCACUGAGGGUUGUGGCACUGCUGGCCCUGCCUGCGUGUCACACCCAGCACCUGCCUGCCCCAUCCACCCUCCCCAGCUUUACACUGGGGCACGCACCUGCUGGGAGCUCUGGUUUUUACUUUUUAAUGUAAGUCUGAGUCUUUGUAAUUAUUGAAUUGUGAGAACAUUUUUGAACAACUUACCUGUCAAUAAAGCAGAAUACGGCA